AUCUCCAUUCUCAUCAGGUGUUGCUAUUCUCGCGAGAUUCUCGAUGUUUUAGCUUUGGUCCUGCCGAAAGAAAUUGAAAGCAAAUUGUGUGUUAGAUACUAAAAAACGUGGCCUGCCUCAAACGUCUUUUUAUUUUAACUUUAAAGUUCCGGGUCGAGCUAUCAAAGCAGUGUUCAUCUCGGAAGCAGAUGCAAACAAUCCUGCGUGGUUUAGCGUGUUCGUUUAGACAGACGGGUUCACAGGUUUUAACACCGAAUCAAGCCACCAAACAGGAUCUUAUUUCAUGGUUGCAAAUGUCGUCUGAAAGUCAGGCCCUAUGCUCAACUAGAAAAGUAGAGCUAUCAGAAGGCAGCUGUGAACUGAAGUAUGUCACCGGGGAUCUGUUCUCCUGCCCACCGGAUGAAGCUCUGGCCCACUGCAUCAGUGAGGAUAUCCGCAUGGGGGCGGGGAUAGCAGUGAUGUUUAAGAAGAAGUUCAAAGGAGUGGAAAGGUUAAAAGAGCAGAAGAAGGUACCUGGACAGUGUGCAGUACUGGCUCACCAUGGACGGUUCAUCUACUAUCUGAUCACAAAGAAGAAAGCCAGCCAGAGACCCACGUAUGAAAACCUGAGAAAAAGUCUGGAAGACAUGAAGUCUCAUUGCCUACAGAAUAAUGUCAAGAGAAUAUCAAUGCCUCGUAUUGGAUGUGGCCUGGACCGACUGCAGUGGAAAAGGGUGUCAGAGAUCCUGAUACAGGUCUUUGAACACGCAGAUAUCUCCAUCACAGUAUACAGCCUGCCCAAGAAAGAAGAGACCGCAGUGAUGGAGGAAAAUAUGCGUAGAUAGUUUAUGGUUUUGUUUAUUAUGUGUAAUCUUCCCUGUAUGCACUUUUCUGUAUGACUCCCACAGUAGUGUAAAAGCUGUUAUCUAAGGAGUAAAUUCCAAGUGAAAUAAAUAUUUUUCUUCCUUUUUGUAACAGCGUGACACAGAACUGCUCAGCAAUGGUGUUAAUGAAAAACCACACUCAGCAGUUUUCUGCUCUCUCACUACAGUGAGACUCCUCCUAUUCAACAAAUUAAGAUUUUAAGGCAUUUUUGAUCAAUUUUAGUGUUUGACUUUUAAUUUUUACUUUAGAGGGAUUCUAAAAUAUUUAUUUAGUUUCAUUGUUAACCCCACCCCUUAUCGGAAAAGCAUACUUUUUAAAAAUGGGUUUUAAAACACUAGUUAAGAGGUUUUGGCUAAAGACUGUUUGCUUAAAUACAAAUUUAAGCAUGUAGUAGAAUAACAUAGCAAAUGACUUAUAUAUUCCUUUUGUGGUUGCAGAUUUUUUUUAAAGCCUUUAAUUUAGUCAGAUUGGACGUCGUUUACACUUUUGGUUUUAACUUUGAGAUUUUCUAUGAUACAAAAUAUUGUGCAUGUCCAUUGCUUAUGAAAUCUCUACUUUUAAGUCAACCAGUGCCUUCAUUCACCAAGCAUCAACUAAACCAUUGCUAUAAGAGCAGCGUAUAGUGAGGAACAACAAAUGUAAAUGAAAAUUGUGACACUAAUAUUCUAAAACUUAAUCAGUAAGCUUGCAGAAUAUAACUCAGUGAUUAUAAUACUAAAGUAAAAAUCAGACUAAAAAUAAGCUUUUUGCUUAGAAGACUGUUUCUAGGAGAGCUAAAUAUUCUAGAGAGAUUGUCAAUGAAAGGGAAUUUAGUGAAUAAAUGUUACUAGGAAUAACAAUGGCUUAAUAAAACACAUUUUAACUCUUAGAAAACAAGUGUUUAGGACCCCCUGUAAUGUUUCUUCAUAUAAAAUUGAUUAUAUCUAAUAUCUCUGAAAUGCAAUAAAAAGUGUGUCAUCACUUAAUUUCUAAGGGUUCAUGGUUUGUUAGAUACAUCAGCGUGUUCUUGCUCCUCUUUUCUUCUUUAAAACCUAAGUACUGCUUUUGAUCUUUGACCACUCUUCAUUAUAUUUUAUUCCUGUUUCUCAAUUUUUUACAUCCAUCCUUGUUUCUCAGCAGACAGAGGAUUUCCUUUAACAUCUUUUAAUAUGAGGUAAAUAAAGCCUUCAAUUUAUUAGAUCAGAAGCUUUUACUUAUCAUCUGAUUAAUUCAGACUUUCUUCUGAUAAAUUGAGUAUGAGUUAGAAAUGGCUGCAGUUUGAUUAAUCUAACAUGGAACUCACUAGUAAACAAACACCUUUAUUGAUGGCCACAUUACUGUAUCAUUCUAACUUUAAUAUAUGCUUAAUAUUGUGUUUAUGAACAACUUCAAAUGCUACAGGAAUCUAACCAUCAUUAACAUCCGAAAUCUUUUUUCUUCUUUUUUUUAGAUUACAGAAGGUUUUGUACAUCUGAAGAUGCUUACUGUAGCAAGAGGUGGAUAGUGGAGGUCCGUAAAGUAAAAAUCUAGCCUGGUUGUCCUUCAUCCUGUUCACUUGACUAAGUUAUUGGUCCCUGUCUGUUGCUCCUGUUCCUUCACCUCUCAUGGUGUCAACAGUAAGGACACCUUUAUGGCUAGAAAAAGUAAAUCUGGACUGCUUUACCAAAUCUGAAGAGCCUCUAGCCUCUUAGAUGUCAUUAUGCAACAGAAACGCACAUUGAUGAUGUUAAUAAAAUAGGAAAUACAGCCAUCUGAAAAAGAAAAAAAAGGCAGAUGCAUAAAUGUAGCUAACAACAGCUGAAGCUCUCCAUUAUUAAACUCAAUACAUAUAAAGUUGUGUAUUUUUCCAUGUGUCAUACAGAGUACACAUAAAAAAUAUAUGAAACUCUGUUUGGUGGGCUGUGUUUAUACAUCUUGUCAUGCAAAGGAUUGUGGGAAUCCAUAUGGGUGCUAAGAGCCAGAUAGUAACAUUAUUAGGUCUGUGUGCUAAAUGAGUUGUUGAUAGGAAGCAUCCAACUUUCCUUACAUACUUUCUUUUUGCCAGCACUAUUUGGACAGCACUUAUCAUGGCAACUGAUGAAACACUUUCCCUUUGUCUUAACUUUCCUGACCGGUUUGCUGUGUUUGGAUUGAGCCUAGUGGAUUUAAAAAUGCAAAGGCUUGAAACUAA
Messenger RNA from Cyprinodon tularosa, 3013 nucleotides. It is a transcript of the gene oard1, whose product is annotated as O-acyl-ADP-ribose deacylase 1. The coding region runs from base 189 to 824 and encodes 211 amino acids. The transcript has 5 exons. Lineage: Eukaryota; Metazoa; Chordata; Actinopteri; Cyprinodontiformes; Cyprinodontidae. The record is from RefSeq and is a predicted model, not a curated record. Gene Ontology annotation, biological process: peptidyl-glutamate ADP-deribosylation.